Oreochromis niloticus (Nile tilapia) is the source of this 1475-nucleotide messenger RNA. RefSeq lists its product as uncharacterized. The transcript has a single exon. Gene Ontology annotation, biological process: DNA integration. The record is from RefSeq and is a predicted model, not a curated record. The coding region runs from base 12 to 1457 and encodes 481 amino acids. Gene Ontology annotation, molecular function: nucleic acid binding. NCBI's taxonomy places the organism in Eukaryota, Metazoa, Chordata, Actinopteri, Cichliformes, Cichlidae.
CACCUUACGGGAUGGGCGCGGUCAUUUCUCAUGUCAUGGAAAAUGGAAAGGAAAGGCCUGUGGCAUUUGCAUCAAGGACAUUAACUGAAGCUGAGCGGAAGUAUGCCCAGAUAGAAAAAGAGGCCCUUGCCAUAACUUUUGGAGUCAAGAAAUUCCAUAAAUAUCUGUAUGGAAGGAAAUUCACCCUCAUAACAGAUCACAAGCCACUGCUGGCUAUACUAGGGCCAAAGCCAGCUGUCCCAACACUCGCUGCACUAAGAAUGCAACGCUGGGCUCUUCUAAUUCUAAUGGCAUACAACAAUGACAUUGAGUACAGAAGAUCAGCUGAACAUGCCAAUGCAGAUGCGUUGUCAUGUUCACCUCACAACACACCAGACAACACUGCAGAGGAAGGGAGUAUCUUCUAUUUCUCACAUGUGGAAGAGCUACCCAUAGUAGCUAAAGACACUGAGAGAGCAACCAUGAAAUAUCCAAUUCUCAGCAAGGUCUGGAGUUACACCAUGAAUGGGUGGCUGAGUUAUGUGCAAGAUGAAUCACUUAAGCCUUACUUUACACGCAGACACGAGCUGUCAGCAGAACAAGGAUGUGUUCUUUGGGGACAACAAGUUAUCAUUCCACCAGUUUACCGACAGAAAGUGCUGGAAGACCUGCAUCAUGAACAUCCUGGUAUCUGUCAUAUGAAACCACUUGCCCGCAGUUACCUGUGGUGGCCAGGCUGUGAUGGUGAUAUACAAGAACUGGUUCAAGGCUGCUCAGUCUGUCAGGCUGUACAGAAGUCACCAGCUGUUGCACCACUCCAUCCUUGGAAGUGGCCUGAGAGAGUCUGGCAACGGAUUUACAUUGAUUUUGCUGAAAAAGACAAGCAGUACUUUUUAGUUGUCAUUGACAGUCAUUCAAAAUGGUUGGAAGUGUUCCCUAUGUCAUCCAUUACCUCACACAAUACCAUUGAGGUUUUGAGAGGUUUAUUUGCUUCAUAUGGACUUCCAGAAGAGCUUGUUUCAGACAAUGGACCUCAACUUGUGUCAAAGGAAUUCAGUCAGUUUUUGGAGUUAAAUGGGAUCAGACACACAGCUGUACCCGUUUAUCAUCCUGCAUCAAACGGGGCAGCAGAGAGGUCAGUACAAAUCCUGAAACGAUCCCUGAUGAAAAAUGUGCUGGAAGCAGAUGGUAAGGCCACAUUGUCACUCAGUCAUCGAUUGGCAAACUUCCUUAUCAUGUAUCGCAGUACACCACACACUGUGAAGGGUCGUAUGCCAGCAGAGUUGUUCCUGAAACGUCAGAUCCGGACUUGUUUCAGCCUGCUCAAGCCUGAACUAAGCAGACACAUUGAACAGAAACAGUCUGAGCAGAAGCGACACCAUGAUCACAGAACCCAACCUGUUCGUGUUUUUUCGGAGGGAGAUGCUGUGCAUAUCCAAAACUUCGGUGUGUGUGUGUGUGUGUGUGGGGGGGGGUAAAAUGGACUCAUGGAACAG